Hippocampus zosterae (dwarf seahorse) is the source of this 4080-nucleotide messenger RNA. RefSeq names its product 3-phosphoinositide dependent protein kinase 1b (gene pdpk1b). Gene Ontology annotation, molecular function: ATP binding; protein serine/threonine kinase activity. Gene Ontology annotation, biological process: peptidyl-serine phosphorylation; intracellular signal transduction. The record is from RefSeq and is a predicted model, not a curated record. The coding region runs from base 277 to 1947 and encodes 556 amino acids. The transcript is spliced from 14 exons. NCBI's taxonomy places the organism in Eukaryota, Metazoa, Chordata, Actinopteri, Syngnathiformes, Syngnathidae.
GAGGAAGACUGGCUUUUAUACUCCGCGUGCAAAUUAGUUUUAUCUAAAAAUAAAUUGUAUGUCGUUUUCUGGCGUCUGACGGAGUCUUUCCAGUAAUGUGAAGUUGAGUGUUGUACUGUAAAUGUGGCGAGGGGGGCGGACACAGCACGACUCUGCUGUCCUGCGGUAACAUUGUUGUGGAACGACGUCACAGCUCGAAAAUGAAGGCGCAGAGGCAGCCAUUACCGGAGCUUCUCUAAUUAUUUUAUUCCAAAUAAAUACUCGAGGAAAUCUCCCAUGGCAAGAGCAACAAGUCAGCUGUAUGAUGUCGUGCCUAUCCAGCCCAGCGUUGUCAUUUGUUCCCGCUCGCAUUCAUCAAUGGUAAGGAACCACCCCGACUUAAGCAGCAGCCACUGUCCCGGCAUGGAGGGCUCGCCCUCGGAGGCCCGCGCUGCCGGAGCGUCUGCCAGCGGCCAGGGCUCCGGCCUCCGUGCGCAGAAGGUGGCUCAGGUGCCGCAGCCUCGCAAGAAGAAACCGGAGGACUUCAAGUUUGGCAAGAUACUGGGAGAGGGCUCCUUCUCGACGGUUGUCCUAGCAAGAGAGCAGGUAACUGGCAAAGAAUAUGCAAUUAAGAUCUUGGAGAAGCGGCACAUCAUGAAGCAGAACAAAGCCCAGUAUGUGAAAAGAGAACGGGAUUUGAUGUCGAAUCUCGACCACCCCUUCUUUGUCAAACUCUUCUUCACAUUUCAAGACGACGAUAAGUUAUAUUUCGGUCUCAGCUACGCAAAGAACGGCGAGCUCCUAAAAUACAUUCGUAAAAUUGGAUCGUUCGAUGAGACCUGCACUAGAUUCUAUUCGGCGGAAAUUGUUAGCGCGCUGGAAUACUUGCACAAUGUGGGAAUUAUCCACAGAGAUCUGAAACCGGAGAAUAUUCUUUUGAGCGAAGAGAUGCAUAUCCAGAUAACAGAUUUUGGGACGGCAAAACAGUUGUCGUCGGACAGCAAGCAAGCGAGAGCCAACUCCUUUGUCGGAACAGCACAGUAUGUUUCUCCGGAGCUGCUAACAGAGAAAUCAGCCUGCAAAAGCUCUGACCUCUGGGCAUUGGGAUGUAUAAUCUAUCAGCUGGUGGCUGGUUUACCACCGUUCAGAGCUGGAAAUGAGUACUUAAUAUUCCAGAAGAUAAUAAAGCUGGAGUAUGAAUUCCCUGAGAAAUUCUUUCCCAGAGCCAAGGAUCUUGUCAAACAGCUUUUGUCACUGGACCCGUCAAAUCGGAUUGGCUGUGACGAGAUGGGUGGCUACGACCCUUUGAAACAACACCCCUUCUUUGACAACAUCUCCUGGAGUGACCUGCACAUGCAGACGCCCCCCAAACUCACCCCAUACCUGCCCGCCAUGUCUGAGGACGACGAGGACUGCUACGGAAACUACGAUGACCUGCUGAGCCAGUUCAGCAACAUGCAGGUGGCCCAGUCCAGCUCGUCGCACUCCCUGUCGCCGCACGAGUCGACGCCGCCGCAGCGCUCGAGUAGCAACAUCGAGCAAUACAUCCACGACCUGGACAACAACUCCUUUGAGCUCGACCUGCAGUUCACCGACGAGGAGAAGCUCCUGCUGCUGGACAAACAAACCUCUGGGAAUCCGUGGCACCAGUUUGUGGAAAACAACCUGAUUUUAAAAAUGGGUCCAGUGGACAAACGAAAGGGUCUGUUUGCCCGACGGAGACAGCUGCUCCUCACCGAAGGACCACACCUGUACUAUGUGGAUCCCGUCAACAAGGUCCUGAAAGGAGAAAUCCCUUGGUCACUAGAAUUACGCCCCGAGGCCAAGAACUUCAAAACCUUCUUUGUUCACACGCCUAACCGGACAUACUAUUUGAUGGACCCUAGCGGAAAUGCCGACAGAUGGUGCAAGAAGAUCCAGGAAGUGUGGCGAAAGAUCUAUCAAAGACACCAAAAUCCCAGUCUAUAAGGAGCGCUCCCACUUCCUCCCGUGGCCGACCCGCUUGAGCUCGGGGGGCCAAUCACUGAGCAGAGUAACACCCUCUUUAGUGCCCUUCAUCACCGCAGUGUAAACAAACUCUUUACAGACGCUGGCAUCGAAAACCUUGUUUGUUUUACUGAGUAGAAUCAUUUGGCGGGGGUUGGGGGGGGGGGCGACAACUUUGGAUUCAGGGUUGCUUUGCUUGUUCUUUGGGCUCGGUGUGAGGCUUCUGUUAUCAAGUUGCGCCAAGCACAUCUGCUUUUUUUGUUUGUUUGUUUUUUGGUACAUUCUCAACGCAACGUGAAAAAGGCAAGCAGGGGGGUCGGGGGUGGGGGACCACGAGGGGCGCUCUCUCUUCCCCUCCCCUUCCCCAAAUCCGAGGACUGGUUUCCUGAUAUACCGUAAAUACUGAUUCAUGUGAAUCCCAGAGUCUCAUCCAACCAUAUCCUAAACCUGCGUCCUCCGUGUAAACUGUAGACAGCCAGCCCCCCCCCUUUUUUGUCGAAUGCAUUUAGGCCCACGUACGCUCGAUUCAGUCUGGCGCAUUUACCAAACUCAAAGUGUAUUUUUGUAAGAGCCCGUGUAUUUCCGCAGUAUUUGAGUUGUUUUCUUCAAAGCCAGUGGUACUUGCGCAUGGUGGUCCAAUCAGAUUCCGAGCAGGUCGAAGCAUGAGCCUUUCAUAGCCGUGAGUGACGGAGGAGGCGGGUAAACAUGCCACUAGCUUGUACUUGCUCAUCAUAAACUCGCUUCCCUUUUCCUGCAUGGCCAGUUGUGUAGCGCAGCCUUGUUCCUCUCUCCUAAGGGCACUGACGAUACUACAGUAGUUUAUUCAAGUUUUUAAAAAGGUGGGUAUUUUAUUUUAUUCUAUUUUUUUUGUUGACUGCAUUGGCAACCAUAGCAAAUGUUACUGGAUGAUUUGGCUGUUCUGUUCACUUUGCGAUUUCUUUGUGAUGUGAAUUUCUUCUUUUUUUUUUUGUGGGAUUGUUUGCGCGUCUUCAGCGCAUCCUGUUGAAAUACGAAAAAUCCUACGUGCUGACCAGAAAAUCCUCAUCCAACAGAGAUUAUACAUGAAACUAUCGCUCUUUGAAGCAAUCGCAGGUUUCUCCAGAUCGCUGGACACACACACACACACACCCUCACAUUCAGCUCCAGUAGAACUUAAAUUGAGUUAAGAUCCUCUUUUUUUUGUGUGUGUGUGAUCAUAAUGCUUUUCAUUUUUGACAGAUUACCUUCAGGCCCCCCCUACCCCUCUUAAAGGCCCUCCUCCUCAUUUUGGUUGAGUCUGAGUGCAGUGUGUGACUGGAAUAUAGGUGCAAAGGACCCUGGGGGCCCAGGGGCUGGGUGUGCGAGGAUAUCUAUAUCUGAUCCAAAUAAGCGAUAAAAUUGCUGUAUCUGUCUAUUAAAAAAAAAAAAAACACACACAAAAAAGUGGAGGAAACACUCCAGAUGUGUUGGCCUCCUCCGCGCGGAGAAUUUGUCAGAUUCAAAUCCAUGGCGGUCGGUUACAUGGUGUAUGGAAAACACUCUACCUGGCUUGUAACUGACGAGAACUGUGAUGUACAGAUAUUGUAUUAUUAAAAUCUGAAGCAAGUAAUGCAAUGACAUUAGGAAACAGUUUUUUGUAUUUCUAUUCUUGUAUAAGGUUAUUAGAGGGCUAUUGUUCAGCCUCUAGUUCAUUCUGUGUUAUUUAAAUUCUAAUAUAUGAAUCAUAUUUGGAUUGAAGUCAUGUUCAGGGGCCAUGUUGUGUAUGUUUUGAGAUGUAAAGCCUUUGAAUGUGAAUAAUUAUUGUAAACUAUAAUAUUUUACAUCUUUUUUUCUUACUAUAUCAUACAUUUUCUAUUUGCGAGGUGAUUUAAUCAUAUUCCGUUGAUAAUUUAAUGAAUCUGUUCAUUCUCUCGCUGAUUUAUUUGUGCGCUAGGUCAGUAGCUGUUGAAUGGCGACUUUUCCACUUCAUGAUUGGUAGUCCAGUAAUCGAAGCAUGUAGGGAAUUUUUGGCAUACGAAGAAAGCCGUGUGUCUUGUUUUCUGUUCAGUCGCAGUCCCUGCACGGGGAAAGAUGCAGCGUUUUACUGGCCGUGGCUUCUCACAUCCUGCAGCAUGUAAAUAAAGUAUCAGCCCACCA